CCUCAACCAGUGACAGCUCGGCAAUUGCUAAGUCUAAUUCUGCCAACAAAAGCAAGGAGCCAGGCCAAGUGUCGUCAGUGGAUGAGGACUAUCCAUUUGUUGAGGAGCCAUCAGAUGACUUCUUCUGUCCAGUGACAACUGGGUCUUUUUCUGCUCCAUCCUCACCUCACAUCAUGCUGUGGUAUCAUAUCUCAGAGGAAGCUGCCAGCAGAAUACAGAGAGAGGGAGGGGCAUGUCCGCUGUGCAAGGAGGAGGAUCGGAGCACAGUUUUAAAUAAACUUUUCCAGCGUCAAGUGAACUCGCUGCGUGUGUUCUGUCGCCACGAGGACAAGGGGUGUGGUUGGCAGGGAGAGCUGGUUGCCUUUCACCAUCACGUGGAGUCUUGUCCAAUGAGAGACGGUCCUCCCAUGACUGAGCUAGUGAACUGCCAGUAUACAGAGAGGCUGGAGCCUUCCCUAGUUUGUCUGGAGCCAUUUCUCCGCACCCUUCUGCCUCUGGAACCAUUUUACGAGUGA
Messenger RNA from Geodia barretti, 515 nucleotides. The record is from the annotation of a GenBank genome assembly. Lineage: Eukaryota; Metazoa; Porifera; Demospongiae; Tetractinellida; Geodiidae.